AUGUGCCAUGUACUGUGUAAGAAGCACGCGUUCUGGGAGGCGGUGGGCCUUUUGGAACUGGGCAAGGUCCAGGUUGAGCGUUUUCUCACCAUGUAUCUGGUAGAGCGCAAGGUUUGGGAGCUAUACGACAGGAAUGUGGACAAUAUCCCGUGGCGACAGUUGGCGGCGGAGGCGGCGAGGAGAAAUUGCCAAAUCGCCGAUUUGAUGACCUUGUAUCCCCUGGAACUCAGCACCGACAGGAUCACUGAGGGGGAUGUUGUUCAGGCUACGGAGUAUAUGAGGCGUCGGGGCUUGCAUUCCGAUGCUGCAGAUCUGAAGGGCUGGAUGGGCCUGAACACGAGCGGCUUUGUUUAUCUGGACAUCACGGAACCGAUUUUGCUCCCGGGCAAGGGCGCAGAGUCCCUUGGGAGAGCGCACCGUUCUGGAUGCAUUGACAUUGAGCAAAUCAAGGCCGUGGCAAUAGCCCAAGCCGAGAAAAUGGCUGACGAAAGCGAUCGAAAAUGCUGUAUAAACGACGCUUCCCUCGGUACAGCCCCCAGAGUCAUCCCGCGUUCAGUACAGGACGUCGGCCAGGACGAGAUUAUACGAGAUGGCAUCCACGUCACGCCGCGUCGAAACCGCCAUGUGCGCUCGGGGAUUCUCAGCGACAUGACUAGCCUUGUCCCAAUCAGCUGGCAUGAGAGCGACAGUCUGUUCGGAAGAAGUCAGCUGCUGGCCCGUGAUGGCCAGCCAAGCGCGCCUACGGAUGGGAAUGCGUAUGAGGUACGUACGAGCGCGGGAGGGCAAAUGCCUAUCUCGCCUUCGCAAUGUGUGCCUGGCACUUUUGUCGGCACCGCACUGGAAGCUGGGAUGACAAGGAAGGGUUCUCAUCCAGCCAGCGCACAAACUAACCAUCUACCGCCUCCGACACCCCAGUUUGCAAGGUCAACAACAGCCAUGGCAGCGAUGCAAAGCUUGAUCAACUCCAGCGGAGCCGUGCAAGACAAAGACAGCGGACUCUUUGGCACAGCCGCCGGGCUAGAAGUAUCGGCGGUUGUCAGCGGCGGGCUGUCCGCCGGAUAUCAGUCCCUGAUCAAUCGACGGGAGACACCGGCUACAAGUGUAGAUCAGCACGAUACCACAGAAGAGGCCACGGAGCCGCCAGUAGCCCAGGGUUCCCGUAACCUACGAGAGUUUCGGAAAGAGAUUGAAGCACUCUCGAAUCCAGUUGCCGCGGCCAACACAAACAGCGAAAAGCUCAGACGGGCACUCUUGUCGAGAUUCAAACACUACCUCCAGGAAGACAACAAAGCCCCCGUAAGCAGACCAAGGGCUCCUCGCCCGGCACCGAUUGAAGUUGUUGAAGACGACUCGGACUAUACUCCUGGCCGCAGCACAGGGAAAAGACGCCGGCAGAGCGUGCAGGCGCAGAAAACGCCCGUGAAGCAAAGGAAACUUGACACGACGCCAAACACCCCAGUGCGAUGCCAGUCCCGAGGGGCGCCCAUGACAGGCAGCCCAGGAGAAGCAAUCAAGCCUCUAAAUUUAAUUUCCAUCGACGCAAGUCAAAAGGCAGGCGAACAGGAGGGCGCGGGCCUUGCCUCCCAUGCACCGCCGUCGCCCGGCUCCGUCGUUGCCGUCUCCCCGUGCUCACGGCGCCCAUCCAAGGGGCCCGGCGCUGGCGGCGAGCCGACCAAGGGCAAGAAGAACGCGGCGCCCAUUUUCGGCCUCCAUCGGAACCAGGAGCUGACGAGACCCGUCGACGCGUCCGAGAACGCCGAGUACGCGUGGUCGGCCGACGAGGCUGGUUUCGCCGCCAACUCCCAGUUCGCGCGGUAUGCCCUGAGGGCGGACCGGCUCAGAAGCGGCUCGAGGCACUGGCCGGAAGAUGCGCUGGCGGCGCUCACCAGGCUCAAGGACGAGUUCCACGCGGUCGAGUUCCAGCAGAGGGGCAGCACGACGCGCAACGCGGGGGAGAUUAGGUUUGCAGGGUGCGCGGGCCGGGCUGUGUAUGCCGACUUUGCGAUGGAGGCAGAGUUUGCGAUGGAGGUGAGCUGUGACGGGGGUGGAGAGGUGGAUGGUGAUGAGCGAGGGAGCUGA
Metarhizium brunneum ARSEF 3297 is the source of this 2079-nucleotide messenger RNA. The record is from RefSeq and is a predicted model, not a curated record. NCBI's taxonomy places the organism in Eukaryota, Fungi, Ascomycota, Sordariomycetes, Hypocreales, Clavicipitaceae.